AUGAAGAGCAGCUCUAUUAGGAUGCUGUGGAGAAGGGAUAGAGAGCAAGACAAGUGCAAUGCAGUUAAGAUGAUAGAGGUGUGGCCUUUCCAUGUUCAUAGGGUAACGGAUCUAGCUGAGGCUCUGGAGGCAGGCGGCUGUGACCUAGAGACUGCAAGAAAUAUUAUUCAAGGACGACCGAUUCCUUCAGAUCUCAGGGCAAAAGUGUGGAAGAUUGCACUUAACGUGGCAGGAAAAGGUGACAGUCUAGCAUCCUGGGAUGAUUCUCUUGACCUUCCAGAACAGCCAUUGAUUCAUAGAGCUUGCAAAAAACUUAUAGACCAGCUUGUUGUGCCAGAAGACAGGAAAACAUCAGUCCUUCAAGAUGUUGAAUCUGUUGUUACUUUUUACUGUAAAUCUCGAAAUGUCAAAUACCAGGAAGAUGUCAGCUGGAUUCACCUCCUGCAACCAUUGGUGGACCUCAACUUGCCACGUAGCGACUUGUAUAAUUGCUUCUAUGCAAUAAUGAAUAAGUAUAUUCCCAGGGAUUGCUACAAGAAAGGAAAACCAUUUCACUUAUUUCGUCUGCUUCUUCAGUACCAUGAGCCAGAACUCUGUUCUUUUCUAGACACCAAGAAAAUCACACCGGACCUUUAUGCGCUUAACUGGCUUGGAAGCAUGUUUGCUUAUCACUGCUCAGUCGAAGUCACUCAAGCAAUUUGGGAUGGUUAUUUACAGCAUGCAGAUCCAUUCUUUAUGUACUUCUUGAUGCUGAUAAUGCUCGUCAAUGUAAAAGAUGUUGUUCUGACAGAAGAAAUGGAAAGUAAAGAAGAGCUUCUAAAAUUCCUGGAAACUCCCCCAACAAAUUUGGAGGUCGGAGACAUUGAAGACCUGUUCAGUUUAGCUCAGCAUUACCACAAUAAAACUCCUGCGUCUUUCCGUAAGGAUAACCAGAAUCUGUUUGGUAGUAGCCUCAUCGCUCUGAAAGAUGACACUGAUCUUAGCCAAGCACUUUGCUUAGCAGUUUCUGUAUCAGAAAUUCUUCAAGCUAAUCAUCAAGAGGAGGGCGUACGGUUCUUUGUGGUGGAUUGCAGACCAGCAGAGCAAUACAAUUCUGGCCACCUGUCUACUGCAUUUCACUUGGACUCUGAUCUGAUGCUGCAGAACCCUGGAGAGUUUGCCCUGUCGGUGAAGUCUCUCCUGGAAGCUCAGAAGCAAUCGCUGGAGUCUGGCUCAGUAGCUGCAGGAGAACACCUGUGCUUUAUGGGUAGUGGAAGAGAAGAGGAGGACAUGUAUAUGAACAUGGUGCUCGCUCACUUCUUACAGAAAAACAAGGAAUAUGUUAGUAUAGCCAAAGGAGGAUUUAUGGUGCUACAGCAACAUUUGGCAGAUAUAAAUGUAGAUGGACCAGAUACUGGGUAUGGACACUGGAUUGCCAGUACGUCUGGCUCACGCACCACUAUGGGUUCCUAUGCAGAUGAGGAUUCUCCUAAUGGCUUAGCUGACGGCAGAGGUGUGAAAUCCUUGGUUAAUAAAAUGACAGUAGCAUUAAGGACCAAAUCUGUGAAUGUGAAGGAAAAGGUGAUCAGCUUCAUUGAGAACACCUCCACUCCAGUAGAAAGGCACAUCAGCAGCAGUGACAGGGUGGGAAAGCCAUACAGAGGUGUAAAGCCUGUAUUCAGUAUCGGAGAUGAGGAAGAGUAUGACACAGAUGAGAUUGAUAGCUCAUCGAUGUCGGAUGAUGAUCGCAAGGAGGUUGUUAACAUUCAAACAUGGAUAAACAAACCUGAUAUCAAACAUCACUUCCCAUGUCAUGAAGUUAAAGAAACCGGUCACAUGUUUCCAAGUCACCUUCUGGUAACGGCAACCCAUAUGUACUGUUUGCGGGAGAUCCAGUCUAGGAAGGGAUUUGCAUAUAUACAGUCACGUCAAGCGCUGAGCUCAGUUGUAAAGAUCACAUCUAAGAAGAAACAUCCAGAGCUGAUCACAUUUAAAUAUGGAAAUAGCAGUUCAACAGGAGUGGAAAUAUUAGCAGUGGAGAGGUACUUAAUACCAAACGCAGGAGACGCUACCAAAGCCAUCAAACAACAGAUCAUCAAAGUUCUUGAUGCCUUGGAAAGCUAACAGCACAUCCACCACCCUUUUCUAUGUGUUGACAGGAUAAUAAAGUAGUUAAUUUAAUUUUCUUGGGGUUCUAUUUCAUAACACUCCUUUUGCAUAAGUUGUGUUUUUUUUGUUUUUUACAAUUUCCAUUUUGACAAGUGUACAUUACUGUACUGAAAACGACUGUUGUGGAGUGAAGGAGUGAGAUCUGACGUGAUUGUCCUUGGCUUUGGAAAUGGGGACAAUGGAGAAGUGAUGUGGACUUUUUUUUUGUUUUUCUCUACAUUUCUGAUAUUUUGUGUAAAUAAAGGGGAAACACUCAGGUUAGCGUACCGGUGAUGGUAAGCACAGAGCCCUGACUGGAUCAGUAUUGACAGCGGAUGGUGCACAGAGAGGACUGUACUAUGCACCAGAAGCACUCCUCAUCAUAACCAAAUCGCGUUUAACCACAGUGCACUAAUAGGCUCUCUAAUUAGCUUUUUCUUCUUUUUUUUUU
Messenger RNA from Rana temporaria (common frog), 2578 nucleotides. It is a transcript of the gene TBC1D23, whose product is annotated as TBC1 domain family member 23. The coding region runs from base 1 to 2103 and encodes 700 amino acids. Gene Ontology annotation, biological process: retrograde transport, endosome to Golgi; embryonic brain development. The record is from RefSeq and is a predicted model, not a curated record. The transcript is spliced from 18 exons. NCBI's taxonomy places the organism in Eukaryota, Metazoa, Chordata, Amphibia, Anura, Ranidae. Gene Ontology annotation, cellular component: trans-Golgi network.